AUGACUAUAGAAUCGUUUCUUAUGAAUGUGCCAAGUAAAUUUGGUCCUGGCACAGAUCCUAGUCAGUACCCGAUUGGAACCGUUAGAAUGGGUCAGGAUAGAAAACUUUACAUUUACAUCCGCACCAUCCCGAUCAAUCAAGUCAUUCUAGAUCCAGUAAACAAGUUGAAGUAUAUCAUUGAAGAGAAACGCUCCAACAACAAUACGCUUUCAAAGGUUGCUUCCCCAUAUUUUGGCGACGAAGAACCACUCGUAUUGGAAGUCAGCGAUGAAAGCUUGAAGAUUGCUAAUCCAAACCGGUUCAAUCCUUCAGUUUUGAUGAAAAACAGGAUUGCAGAGUUGAAAGAUAAAGUUGUACAAUUGAACAAUCAUUUAAGCCCAUCAUCAAAGUACGAGCGAAUCAAGUAUUAUCUUGGAGAUGAAAAGUAG
Molecule: messenger RNA, 429 nt
Organism: Batrachochytrium dendrobatidis JAM81
Lineage: Eukaryota; Fungi; Chytridiomycota; Chytridiomycetes; Rhizophydiales
Exons: 2
Coding region: 1-429 (142 amino acids)
Source: RefSeq, a predicted model, not a curated record